Molecule: messenger RNA, 320 nt
Organism: Staurois parvus
Lineage: Eukaryota; Metazoa; Chordata; Amphibia; Anura; Ranidae
Source: the annotation of a GenBank genome assembly
CACUGAUAGGUGGCACUGACUGGCACUGAUGGGUGACAUUGAAAGGCAGCUCAGAUGGGCACUGAUAUGUGGCAUUGAUGUGCACUGGUAUGCACUGAUAUGUGGCAUUGAUGUGGCACUGAUGGGCACUGGCACGUGGCACUGAUGGGCACUGGCACGUGGCACUGAUGGGUACUGACAGGUGGCACUUCUGGGGCCACACUGAUCAUCAGGGCACACUGAUCAUCAGUGCCCUGAUGCGGCUCUCCUCUCCUCUCGAGCUGUCAAUAGAGAGAAAUGCCAAUAACCGGCAUUUCUGUGUUUACAUGUGAUCAGCUGUG